Prunus armeniaca (apricot) is the source of this 975-nucleotide messenger RNA. The record is from the annotation of a GenBank genome assembly. Lineage: Eukaryota; Viridiplantae; Streptophyta; Magnoliopsida; Rosales; Rosaceae.
AUGGUGCCUUCUUCUUCGUGCAUUCAUCACCUAACAAACCAACCCAUCUGGCUUCUCCUUCUCUCAUCUUUAGGUUUCUUCAUCUUUCUCAAACAAGCCACCUCUCUGGCCAACUGGGUUUUCAUCAUCCUCCUCAGACCCCCUAAAAACCUCAAAAAAUACGGCUCAUGGGCUAUGGUCACCGGCGCCACAGAUGGCAUAGGAAAAGCCUUCGCCUACCAACUCGCCCAAAAAGGCCUCAACUUAAUCCUUGUCAGCCGCAACUCCGCCAAGCUCAAAUCAGUCUUGAAAGAAAUCCAAGCACAUUAUCCCACCACCGAAAUAAAAACCGUCGCCUUCGACUUCUCCGUCGGUAGCUUGGGUGGUAUGAAUGAGCUGCUAGAGGAGGAGAUCAGAGGGCUGGACGUCGGCGUUUUGAUAAACAACGUUGGUGUGACGUACCCAAGUGCUAGAUUUUUGCAUGAGGUGGAUGAGCAACUGUGGACGAAUGUGGUAAAGGUGAAUGUGGAGGGCACAACCAGAGUGACCAUGGCGGUUUUACGAGGAAUGGUUGAGAGGAAGAGAGGUGCCGUUGUCAAUAUUGGGUCCGGCGCAGGCAUUGUCGUGCCCUCACAUCCUCUCUUCACCGUCUAUGCCGCUACCAAAGCUUACGUGGACCAAUUGUCAAGAUCCCUCCACAUGGAAUACAAGCGUUAUGGCAUUGAUGUGCAGAGUCAGGUGCCAUUAUACGUAGCAACAAAGCUGGCGUCAAGGGUGGCAUCCAUCGAGAGGUCAUCUCUGUUCAUACCCACGCCACAUGCGUAUGCCGAAGCAGCGAUUCGGCGCAUUGGGUAUGAGGCCCGCUGCACACCGUUUUGGGCUCACUCUCUUCAGUGGUGCUUGGGGAGCUUGGUCCCCGACUCUCUUCUUGACGCUUGGCGCCUCUCUAUUGGCUUGAAAAGAAGGGCCAAGCUACACCAUGCAUUAACUAGCUAG